GUCCUUUUCUUUUUCUUUUUUUGUGUGUGCAUAUUAUUUAGCACAGCAGCUAAGCGAUUUGCACGGAGGCAGGAAGACAGGAUUACAAACAGGGAUGCUGUUAUAACCGAUAGCUACAGAGUCCAUAGCUCUUUUCUUAGUGAGUGAAAUGAGAGGAAGGUCAAUAGAUAUCUGUUCAUACUGAGUUUCUUUCUUCAGGGCUGUGACUUCUUCCUUGUUCCUUGUGAAGAACUGUUGUACAGGUCAUGGCGGGGGAACGGAGUCGUCUUCUGCCCCAUGGAGCGUACAGUGUGUUGGGGGACAGUGUAGACUCCAGGAAGGAGUCCAUGUCUGAGGACCAAGCCUCCAAUUCCAAUCCCCGUAAACUCAACACUUUCUUUGGGGUGAUGGUGCCCACCAUCCUGUCCAUGUUCAGCAUCGUCCUCUUCCUGAGGACAGGUUUUGUCAUUGGCCAUGCUGGUCUUCUCCAAGGACUGCUCAUGUUGGUUGUGGCAUAUUUCAUCAUCUCCUUGACCAUCCUGUCAAUCUGUGCUAUCUCUACCAAUGGGGCGGUGCAAGGGGGCGGAGCUUACUAUAUGAUCAGUCGUUCUCUAGGGCCGGAGUUUGGAGGCAGCAUCGGCCUCAUGUUCUACCUGGCGAAGGUGUGCGCAUGUGGCGUGUACGUGCUCGGGCUGGUGGAGGCCAUACUGAACGUUUUUGGACAGGAUCCAGCGGUUGGUGUGCCAGAAGGACUGCGUCGCCUGCCUCAGGGUUACUGGUUCUCUGUGCUCUACUCCUCUGUGCUGCUGCUCAUCUGUCUGGUCAUUUGUCUGGUCGGCGCUCACAUCUACGCCAAAGCCUCCUUCGUCAUCCUGCUGGUGGUGACGCUGGCCGUGUUGUCCAUCCUAAUCAGUCCACUGAUUGUCGGGCCGCACAACUUCACCUUCACACACACGCUCGGCCGGAACAACACGGUCACACACAACUCCAGCUACACAGGCUUUAACAGCAGCACACUCACCAACAACUUGUGGUCGGGCUACUCGUUAGACUUCAGUACAAACAGGAUGAUGUCAUUUUCCACGGUCUUUGCGGUGAUGUUCACCAGCUGCACCGGGAUCAUGGCAGGGGCUAAUAUGUCAGGUGAGCUGAAAAACCCGAGCGAAGCCAUUCCAAAAGGCACCAUCAUGGCAGUUCUGUACACCUUCAUCGUCUAUUUACUUCUCUUCUUCCUUGUCAGCUCCACCUGUGAAAGGGUGUUGCUGAUUAAUGACUUUGCCGUAUUCCAGCAAAUAAACGUGUGGCCUCCGUUUGUAAUCAUCGGCGUUUACUGUGCCUCGCUAUCUGCAGCCAUGUGCUCGCUAAUUGGAGCUUCGCGCAUCCUACAUGCUCUUGCAAUUGACCAGCUCUUUGGCUUGCCCUUGGCCCCUGCUGCCGUCACCUCACGCUCGGGAAACCCCUGGGUCUCUGUACUCUACACCUGGGCACUGGUGCAGUGCACAGUGUUUGCAGGUCAGCUGAAUGUGAUCGCAGGUUUGGUGACUGUUUUCUAUCUGCUGUCCUACGCUGCAGUAGAUCUGGCCUGUCUGGCAUUAGAGUGGGCGUCUGCUCCCAACUUCAGGCCAACGUUUCAGUACUUCUCAUGGCACACAUGCCUGCUGGGCUUACUGGGCUGUUUGGUGAUGAUGUUUGUGAUAAAUCCUGUAUACUCGUCAGCCAGCAUUGUGGUGUUGCUGCUGUUGUUGCUGUUCCUACAUUAUCGAUCGCCCACAAGCAGCUGGGGCUACAUCAGUCAGGCGCUCAUCUUCCAUCAGGUGCGGAAGUAUUUGCUGAUGCUAGACUCGAGGAAGGACCAUGUGAAGUUCUGGAGGCCACAGGUGCUCCUCAUGGUGGCCAACCCUCGUUCUUCUUGCCAGCUCAUCUGCUUUGUGAACCAGUUAAAAAAAGGAGGCCUGUUUGUUCUGGGCCACGUGCAGAUCGGAGACCUGGACAUCAUCCCAACAGACCCUGUCCAGCAGCAGUAUAAUUUCUGGUUGAGUCUGGUGGAUAAACUGGGUGUUAAAGCAUUUGUAGACCUGACCCUGUCUCCUUCAGUCAGGCAGGGCACUCAGCACCUUCUGCGCAUCACCGGACUGGGAGGAAUGAAGCCAAACACGCUAGUUCUGGGUUUCUAUGACAACUGUUACCCAGAGGACUAUUUCCUUCAGGAUCCGAAGUUCUGUAAGGGUGCAGUGGAUGGUGCCGGUUUUAUUGGCGACGAAGGGGACAAUUUUGGUGUAGACCUCCCUUCCCUACAGGCCCACUUUCCUCCUGUGCGUCAUGCAGACAGCCCACGUUGGCUUCAGCCAGAUGAGUAUGUAGGCAUUAUCUCUGAUGCCAUCAAAAUGGGCAAGAACGUGUGCCUGGGUCGCUACUUCUACCAGCUCCCGCCUGAAAGCAAAGGAAAAGGCACGACGUCUACGAAAAGCGGAGAUUCGGCUCCUGAUGUGAUCGACGUAUGGCCAUCUAACCUGCUAAGUUGUGGCGGAAACCAAAGUUACGUUGACGUAUGCAGCCUCUUCCUGCUACAGAUGGCAUGCGUCUUAAACAUGGCUGCUGGGUGGCGCCGUGCACGUUUGCGCAUUUUUCUCUGUGUGGAGUCCGAGUCUGGAGACCAGGGCUGGCUGGCUAAAGAGGAACGCUUCAGGGAGCUGCUGGGGAAGCUGAGAAUCCGUGCCACUAUUAAGAUUGUGCCAUGGGAUGAAGCGGUGCGACUGCUGAGAGGAAGAGACGGAAGUGUACCCCCUGUCGUGACGGAGGAAUUUCUUUGCGCAGUCAACAGGCUUUUGAAAGAACACAGCACUUCCGCCGCAGUUCGCUUUCUCUAUUUGCCCCGCCCACCUUCCGAGUUCAACCAAUCACAGCAGUACCUGGCACAACUGGAUACCCUCACUCAAGGACUUGGUCCCACUCUUCUGAUUCAUGGUUUGACCCCUGUUACAUGUACCGAGCUUUGAGUGAACGAAACGAUCGAAUUGAAUGUAAAAGGAAUUCACAGUGAACCAAAAAUUAGGCCAAAUUUCCUGAGAAAAUACGUUUGGUGUUUGUCAUGUGCUUCUUCUUUUUUUUUUUUCCUAAAAAUAGUGGGGACCAUCAUAUGUACCAAGUUACCAAGGUGGGGUCUAGAGGCAGGAGUAAUUGUGUAUACCGGUGUCAUAGCUGUAUACCAAACGAGGUCCGCACCAAAACAUGACAAUCAGUUGUAACUAUUAGACGUAAGGGCAAAACCGUGCACUUGCUAAACCAUCCCUUUAAGAUACUUAGCCAUGCGUGCUUACUUAUCACCGCAGGUGCGUCUUAUUAUUUGGGGAAUCUUCUCUGUUCUGUCAGCACAUGUUUGUUCUCUUCUUCAUUUACGUCACUUAUUUAUUUAAAAGGAGAAACCGAGCCAAAAAAAAAAACGCAGUUGCUAAGUAAAGGGAACAAACACUAACAACUUUUUAUUCAAGCACCGUCCCCCAAUUUCAGAGCAAAGUGCACUGAAAACUCCUAUUAUUCCAGCUGUGCUUUACUUCUAUGGCUUAAGUGUACAGUAACUGCCUGCUUUACUUUCCCAUAGCUUUCCAGACUCGUACACUAGGUUUGUGUCGUCUGCUUUAAACUCAUUCCCAUCCUCUCAGGCAGACUGCUGGACCUGGACCCUCAGUGAUAUCAGGUCGCUGCUUCAAUUCCUUAUCCAAGACUUUGUGUGUUUAACAAUUCCACUAGAGUUCUCAGACCAAACUUUAUCUACACUAUUCAUUGUACAGCACUUCAUUGUGAUGGAAUAUAAGGCUUCUCAGGAUGCUUGUUUAAUUUAGUCAGAAAUUGUUCUCAUCUAACCAUAAAUUUCUCAGGCUUGUAUAGAAGGACGUAUGUUAGAUGUGUAUUUUAAAAAUGCAGGAGAUUUGGGGGGGGAAAACAUUUGAACCAUUCCUUUAAAAGCCUGAAGCGGGACAAAUGACGAGUCUAAUCGUAGGAAACUUGUGGUAUUUAUGUAUUUGUAUAUAGAUAUAAUUUAUAUACAGUAUAGAAUAGCCUGUUCUGGCAAUAUAGUGACACAUAAGCAUCUUCAGAUCUAUUUGAGUGACGUUGCCUUAAAUACGGUGGGGGUCGAUGUACAGUACAUCAGCAGUAGGUAAUUGUUUGUUUGCUUAAGUUUAUCUAGUGAGCUAAAAAUACAGUAUAGAUGCAAACGCUUAUGUGAAUAUAGUCCUAGAUGCACCGGUGCUGCCGCUCACCUUUAUUAGCACUGCACUUAUUGGCACCAGGUUUAGUUUGUGGUAUUGAAAUACCUCAUUUUGAGUUCCACACGUUAUGUGAAGUUCGUUCACGUCCGGGUUGGUUUGCAUCUCUGUAAACAUUCCUUUAGGAAUCUGAUUUAAAGAAGAGUCUUGUUUAUGUUUAUGUUCUGAUUAAAUACAUCAGUCAGUUGGAGGUUACUUGUCUUACACGUCACUCGUCUUGCGUGUAAUGAGAAAUGUUACGGGUUUAGCUGUUAUCUUCACCACACGGUGGGGUUAGUCUGAGUGUACAAGCCACUGCGGUUGUGUGCUUUAAUUUAAUUUGUAUUUAUAUAGAUAGAAAAAAAAGGUCCCGUAUUAACAAUAUAUAUAUAUAUUCUGUUGCAUUUAACACACGUAUGACAAUAUUGUUCUACACAUAUGCAGUAAAUAUGUACAUAAUAAACUGGUUAAAUAUUUCCAGAU
Molecule: messenger RNA, 4706 nt
Organism: Tachysurus fulvidraco (yellow catfish)
Lineage: Eukaryota; Metazoa; Chordata; Actinopteri; Siluriformes; Bagridae
Gene: slc12a9
Product: solute carrier family 12 member 9
Exons: 14
Coding region: 246-2975 (909 amino acids)
Biological process (GO): potassium ion import across plasma membrane; chloride ion homeostasis; potassium ion homeostasis
Cellular component (GO): membrane
Molecular function (GO): potassium:chloride symporter activity
Source: RefSeq, a predicted model, not a curated record